This is a messenger RNA of Coccinella septempunctata (seven-spotted ladybird), 1059 nucleotides long. RefSeq lists its product as uncharacterized. The transcript has 5 exons. Bases 256 to 1020 code for a protein of 254 amino acids. The record is from RefSeq and is a predicted model, not a curated record. Lineage: Eukaryota; Metazoa; Arthropoda; Insecta; Coleoptera; Coccinellidae.
UGAAACACCCUGUAUAACGCCUGAUUAAUGUCACUCUAUUACCAAAAGGGAUAAAAGGAUCGCGAAUAAUAUUAUAUUUCUAUUAUUCCUCGAAUAUUAUUAAAAGUUACGAUCGUUCAUCGAACUUAAUCAUUUUUUAGAGACGUUUCGAAUCGGUGUUAGUUAUGGUAAAAUGAAUUCCAGAUUGAUGAAUGAAAUUCUGAAAAACGUAUUGAUUCUUAUUCGCGCAUCUAAGUAAAAAAUCGAGCUCCCAUCAUGAUUGGAGUUUUAAUUCUUAUUUUUUCAGUUUCGGGAAAGGUUGACUGUCAGACAGAGAUUGUUCCACUCAGAUCAUCGCUGGUAACUCUUCUUAAGGAAGUUGUUUAUAAAAUUUUUUCCUCAUUUCCCCAGAACUGGACUUACUAUGAUCUCAUACCUGAGACUAUCUGGAAUUUGAUGGGGAACAGGACAAAAGAAACAUCACCACAUGGCGAUCCACUUGAAUUUCCUAAGGAACUUUGCGGUGGUGAGAAAAAUUCCGAAUAUCUUCAUAUCGAAGGAAUGCGAACCAAAGUCAAGAUGUUGAUGGGUAUUGGAGGAAUCACAUCAGCUUCAUAUGCGAACGAAGAGAAAUCCCUCAACAUUGGCGGUUCAAUCUACAAAUGCCCCUCGCAAGGGCGAUCAUCGGAUAAAUACUGCGACACGGAUGUCUCCCUAGUCUAUUUGGAUGCCCUUGAAAACAUUUGCUUUUGGAAGCCCUUCAAGGAAGUCCGAAAUUUCGCUUGCUUGAACGUCGAACUACCCUUCACGUUCAACGAAAACGUAGACGGUAACGUGGUUUGCAGGUCAAAUAAUAAAUUCGGCGUGCCAGUUUUGCUGCAAUCCAGAAGCUACGUCAAAUUAUGCUCGAAAUUUGGCCAUGGGAAAUUUGUAUACUACCCAAGCGCAAACAAGACUGACAGUGUGGAGCUUCCACCCAGCAAUCCGUUUGUGAGUUGUUUGAAUGAGGAAAAUGAAAACCUGUGUAGGUUCACUUUUUGAUGUGAAGACUACGACAUUAAUAAACGAGGCUAGAAUAAA